UGGAAAAAUCCAACUGGCUUGAUUCAUGCCAGUUGGGCAGUUUCGAUCAGCGCUGGUGAACCCAACUGAUAUUUUUUAUGUGUAUCGGAUUCCAUCCUUUAUUUUCCGACUGGCAUUUGCAUUUGACGGCACGAUUUGCAUCACACGGCCAAGCUAUAAGCGUCGGUGUGUUAGCAAACGGGGGAAUAGUCCGUUUUGCUCUUUAUAGAUUCCUGCAUGCGUUGAGCUCGUUCAGGUGUCAGCAGAGAUGGACGGUAGUCGCGCGAGUACAAGCAGCCAGAAAGUGGGUACUUCUAGUUCUGGCAUGAGCUACGUUCAGGCGGCCAAACGUGGCCAUCAGUCUUCACCGCCCAACGUCACCGGGGAUAGUACUGCAUCGGGAGCGGGCGCCUCCACUAGCAGCGCCGAGCUGACGCCGUCCAACAAGCGGCACUCUCCGGCCCGUGCUCACAACAUGCACGCAGCGACGGCGGCUGGCCGUCGUGAGCGCGACGUCAAGGAGAGCGGCAGUCGGCUGCACGACAGCGACUCGCAUUCCGGCCCGAGCAAGCUGGGCGGGGGGAAGGGAGGCCGCGAGAAGGAAUGGGAUGGGCACUGCUGUGUAUCGGUCAGCUACGAUACAGCAGUUCGCGAAUACGGUUUCGGGACGCAGCCGAGAGUGUUGGCGUCAGUUGUUUUGAAGAAAUUUGAAAUGGAGGAAACAUUCAACCGCAAAAAAGUGUCCUCGGCGAUGUGGUGCUUGAACCGAAAUUCCCAGAAAGUGGUUCUGCUAAAGUGUCGGGAGGCAAAUGGCGAUGUUUCAUCAGCAGUCAAAUCGCUGCAGCAGAAACUGAGUGGAACAGGAAUCCGCAUCAGAAGUACACCUUACCCAGAUGAGGCUGCAUUGGACGCAUUUCUACAAUCCAGUAUGGAGGACGAGAAAAAACUGGCAGCGGAAGCGGAAGAAAGGCAGCAAGCGGAAGAAAGGCAGCAAGCGGAAUUCGCGGCGCGGGUUGAGACGGAACGGCGGCAGGUGACGGAGGAAUGGGUGCUGCUGCAUAGGCAGCAGGUGGAGGAGUUGCAACGGAAACAGGCGGAGGAAUUGCUGAAUAUAGCCCAAGCUGGGCCGCUGGAGCUGGAGUUGCUGCGCCAGCAGCUGAUCCAGGAGCGCCAGCAGUUCCACUCGGAGCAGGGGAAGGCCAUGGAGGUGAAGGCGCGGCUGGACGCCCAGCAGCAGAUGCAGCAGCAGCACGGGUUCGUCCCUUCACUGGGCAGAGCCGCUCCCAGCCCUUCCAGCUCCGUGCCGGCCACGUUUCCACUCAACUCCAGUGGGCUGGGCCUGACGUCGCCCCCAGAAUCGACGGCGAUGCAGAUUCCCGUGGGCACUGCGCACCCGUACUUCCUCACCACGCACUCCCAGCCCACUAUGUACCCCACCUCCGCCACUCAGGGCCUGCAGCCCCUUUUCUCCGCCAGUCCUUCGCAACUGCAGUUCCAGCCGCCGUUCGCCGCGGCGCCGCAGCCGCCUUACGUCAUGGGGCACUAUCCGGGCGACGGCGGGGCGCAGAUGGGGCAGUACUACGCCCACCAGAUGCCCAUGGGGCCGCCGGGCAGCCAGUACGGGAACAUGGGCGCCCAAGGACAAGGGAUGAUGCAGCAGGCGCCCGCGCAAGGAAUGGGAAUGAAUAUGCCGAUGACCGCCGGGGAUACGCUGCGUCACCGUGGCUCCAUUAGCCGCCCCACCGGCAGCGACGACGCCGGCGAGUGAAUCGGAUGCCGCGGGAUGCGGGAGCCAUUCCUCCGCAGCGAGGGCGUAGCUAGAAUUUUUGGUAACUCGUAGCGUUUUAUUCCGCCUCGUAUUUCUUGUGGCCGUGUCCGGGGAGGAUGGAUUCUUGUAAAUGGCUUUGCUGCUGUAAUUGUUUGCUGGCGCUUAAUGCAGUUCGAAUCUGCUUUCCAUUUUGUUUGUUUAUUUGUUUUCUCUGUUUUGAGUAUUGACACGCGGCGAUGGUCAUGGCCUCAUGGGGGCGUCUGCUGAAUUUGUAUCUUACUCGUAAAAAAUUUUUUUUUUGGGAGCGGCGCUGGUUAAUAGUCAUGAGAAGUGCAUGUAUAUCCUACAUGGUUACCGUAAAAUCUGAUUAAAAUCUGUUGGUGUUGGA
This is a messenger RNA of Paramacrobiotus metropolitanus, 2135 nucleotides long. RefSeq lists its product as uncharacterized. Bases 248 to 1747 code for a protein of 499 amino acids. The transcript is spliced from 6 exons. The record is from RefSeq and is a predicted model, not a curated record. NCBI's taxonomy places the organism in Eukaryota, Metazoa, Tardigrada, Eutardigrada, Parachela, Macrobiotidae.